This is a messenger RNA of Asterias rubens (European starfish), 2156 nucleotides long. Its product is annotated as matrix metalloproteinase-2-like. Gene Ontology annotation, biological process: proteolysis; collagen catabolic process; extracellular matrix organization. The record is from RefSeq and is a predicted model, not a curated record. Gene Ontology annotation, molecular function: zinc ion binding; metalloendopeptidase activity. NCBI's taxonomy places the organism in Eukaryota, Metazoa, Echinodermata, Asteroidea, Forcipulatida, Asteriidae. Gene Ontology annotation, cellular component: extracellular matrix. The transcript is spliced from 9 exons. Bases 336 to 1946 code for a protein of 536 amino acids.
CGACCUCGGACGAGAAUUAGCCAGGACAAGGCCGAGCGUGUACCCGCCUCAAGGAGUUCGCUCCAAUCAACGGCGGCGCUCUCUCGAGAAUCACGGUGAAACCAGUCAAGAAGACCGUGUUUCUUUUGAGUUUACAGGAUCGCUUGGGAGUAUAAUAAUUCGUCACACCACACACGUUGGAAUUUUUGACGGACAAUAAAAAUGUGUUUGCCAUAUUGUGAUCAUAACCUUCCAGCCACUUCGGACAGAGCGGACGGGGCGAAACGGUCGUGACAAUUUAGUACAGUCCGGACAGUAAAGUGACAAACCCGGAACCAGAAAAAAAGGACUGAAACAUGAAAUUCAGGAAAGCUGUUUGGAUUGUUUUAGUUCUCCUCUUUUGUCUUCACGAAACGUCGUGUGCGAGGCGCAACAAGAAGAAGAGGAAACAUCGCGAAAAUCUUCCGAAUGUUUCGAGUUACUUGAUGAAAUAUGGCUACGUAGCACAAGGCCCCAAUGGUGCACCAAGCAACCCGGCUGAUAUACCGAGGGCGUUGAGAACACUUCAGACCUUCGCUGGUAUCGAAGUAACUGGUUACCUGGACGACAGGACAAUCGAGCUUCUUAAGCAGCCUCGUUGUGGAAAUGAUGACAUCACUGGUUCGGCUAAUAUGCAGGUAUCGCUCAAGAAUCACAACCCGAGUACAUUCAGCACAACCAAUCGCAAGAGACGUUACAACAUAGAUGGUAACAAAUGGCCAGAUAAAGACAUCAAAUAUUACUACGACAGCAUCGCUGAGGAUAUCACUCCGGACGAGAUGCGAGAUGCUAUCGCGAGAGCCUGGAAAGUAUGGUCUGACGUCACACCUCUGACAUUUACAGAGGUCAAGGUCAAGGAGGAAGCUCAUAUCGUCAUUAAGUUUGCGCGCGGUCUCCAUGGUGACGGGGACUACGCUAAAUUUGACGGACCUGGCGGCACACUUGCCCACGCCUACUUCCCGGAGAACGGAAACGCCCACUUUGACGAGGACGAAAUAUUCUCCGUACAUUCCACAGAGGGAGUAAAUCUCUUCAUCGUAGCAGCCCAUGAGUUCGGUCACAGCAUCGGAUUGGCUCAUUCCAGUGAGUUUGGCGCCCUCAUGUAUCCAUGGUACCAAGGCUACGUGCCUGAGUUUGUGCUGCCAGAAGAUGACAUACUUGGUGUUCAGCAGUUGUACGGCAAGCCUGAUGUACGCCGACCUGAUACCCUAACACUGAGCGAUGGCGGACCCCGUAUCAAACCGGGACGCCCUGAUACAUGUACCAGCAAUUGGGAUGCGGUUACCAUGGGUAACGACGGUCUCACCUAUGCUUUCAAGGGUCGCUAUAUCUGGGCUAUCAAUGAUAUAGCAGUAGAGCCAGGCUACCCUAAGAAGAUUGACGUCACUUACCAUGGUGCCCCCAGCAACAUUCACGCUGCAGUCACCACGGUUCUGUACGGCCAGCAAAAAACAUUUUUGUUCAAAGGGGCUAGAAUGUGGCGAUUUACCGACUUCGUCCUAGACAGUGGUUACCCGAAGAAGACUGCUCCACGCGGCAUACCACAGAGCCCCAAUGCCGCCUUCGUGUGGGGUGGUAAUGGCAAAAUAUACAUAUUCAAGGGAGCUCGAUUCUACGAAUUCAAUCCCAAGCGUGAGAAGGUGAUCAAUGCGCCUCAAAAAAUCCGCACCAAGUGGCCUGGUUUACCGCCCACUCUGGAUGCCGCCCUCCAGUGGCGAAACGGUAAAACUUAUUUCUUCAAAGGUGACAGCUACUGGCGGUUCAACGACGCCAAACUGCAGGUUGUUAGAGACUACCCACGUUCCAAAGCCCUCAACUGGAUGGGUUGUGGGUUACAGGAGGGUGUUGAAAUGCCAGAAAGAUUACAGGAAGGGAUACCGCAGGGGGUGGCUCGUAAUCAAAGACGAGAGCAGGAACACGGUCAAUGAAAAAAAAAAAAAAAAAAAAUCCACACCACACAUAUAGGUUGCCCUCGUGGUACUUUUUUGAUAUGAUAGUGUAUUUUUUUUGUUUUCCUGUGUAUUUUCCAUGAUAAAAUGUAUCGUUAUGUUGUAUAUAAACAGAACAUUAAUGUUUAGCGAAUAAUGGGUGCGUUCGUUUAGCUUCCCUGGGUCGACCCCGGUGUGUGGCGGUUUUUG